CCCACCUGCGCGCGUCGCGUUCGGAAGCGCCGUUGUAGCGAGGCGAGCUUGAGCGGGCGCAUGCGCAGUGCGGUGAGCGGGCUUGUCGGGCUGAGACUCCUGACAGGGCAGUCAGCAACUCUUCAUCUCUUGCCAUGGGGUGUCUGUUCUCUCUCGGUGGUAAUGUGUCUUCCAGGCAGAGAAGAGAGAAUGAUGAGGACUUACUAGAUAGCAGAGAUCGUGAGGAAGACAUUGCCAAGUUUCCAUAUGUUGAGUUCACAGGUCGGGACAGCAUCACCUGCCCAACUUGCCAAGGCACUGGCUGUAUUCCCACAGAGCAGGUGAAUGAGUUGGUGGCGCUAAUACCAUACAGUGACCAGAGGCUUCGUCCCCAGAGAACGAAGCUCUAUGUGCUGCUGUCUGUGCUGCUCUGCCUUCUGAUAUCAGGGCUGGUGAUUUUCUUCCUGUUUCCACACUCGGUCCUUGUGGAUGAUGAGGGCAUCAAAGGGGUUCAAGUUUGGUUCGACCAGAAAAACUCCAUUGUCAUUCUUGCAAUCACGACCACCCUGAGGAUCAGAAACUCCAAUUUCUAUUCAGUUGCAGUAACCAGCCUAGCCAGCCAGGUGCAGUACAUGAACACUGUGGUUGGAACCCAACAGAUUACCAAUGUGUCCCGCAUCCAGCCGCUGAGCGACAAACUGGUGAAUUUCACUGUGAAAUCAGAGAUGGGUGGACCUUUCUCCUAUGUGUAUUUCUUUUGCACGUUACCCAAGGUCACGGUGCAUAACAUAGUGAUCUUCAUGAGAACAUCAGUUAAAAUCUCAUACAUCGGCCAUGUGACUCAGAGCUCCUUGGAAACAUAUCACUAUGUAGAUUGUGGCGCUAAUUCCACAGCUGUCCAGGACCCUCGGCCUGUGUCCACCCCACCUACUCUAGAUAGUGUAACCAAAGAGAGGAGGAUACUCUGAAGACAACUGAGUCAACUAAUAUUUCUCUUCGGGAAGUGAUCAUGCAGACUGACUUUUAUUAUGAAUUAUGUAUCUGUAAGCAAGAUCACAAGGUAACUUUUAAAUGGAAUUAGAGGGAUCGUUGAUGUCCGUGGAGAAACUUGGAGUGAACAGGAGGUAUCUGAAAUCAUGUGGCACUUCAUGUUAAUGCAUAUGCAUCUUGGCUGCACUGCUUACCUUUUGGGCAGUGAUUUGAGAACGUUUCCACUUGUGGUCCAGUCUGAUCCUUCCCAAAACAUGCCAAGUCCCACCCACUUAUAACUUGACAUCAAUCUGGUAUUUAGCUGUUGCAAUGAAUUUCUUAGAAUUGAACCCAGAAGAAAUCAAGGAACUGUUUUAAAUAUAUCUUUCAAUGGAAAGACUUAAUGAAAUUCAAAGAAGGUCUCAGAUUCUGUCAUUGCCUUGGGAUAAAUGCUGGGGAUUGAAUUUUACUGCUGUUUGGUGGGCUCUGCUCUAUUUAUUUUUUUUUGUCCUUUCGGGACAAACAUGCUAUUUCAGUGAAACUCUUUUUGCCCCUCAUUCUGCUCAGUGACAGCAUACCAUUAAAAUGUUACAGCAUUUUGUUA
Gopherus evgoodei (Goodes thornscrub tortoise) is the source of this 1552-nucleotide messenger RNA. RefSeq names its product transmembrane protein 106C (gene TMEM106C). The record is from RefSeq and is a predicted model, not a curated record. Lineage: Eukaryota; Metazoa; Chordata; Testudines; Testudinidae. The transcript is spliced from 8 exons. Bases 135 to 947 code for a protein of 270 amino acids.